AUGAAUCCAUGGUUUGGUCCACAUCCAACUGAUUUAAUUCGAUUAGGAGCAAAAUAUACUCCAUGUAUUCGUCGACAUGAUGAAGUUAAAAGUCGUUAUGAUAAACAAGCAAGAUUAGAAGAUAUAUCUGGUUCCCAGUCACGAUCAGGUUUAACAUGGUAUCGAACACCAGAAAUAAAUGAAGAACAAAAAAAUGCUUAUGUACAAAGUCUCAUUCUCAAAUUAAUAUUGGAUUAUAAUGGAGCUGGUGGUAAUGUUGAUCCAAUGAAAGCUGAUGGUGAUCGUAUUGUCUAUACUUAUGAAGGUGAUGAUGACAAGAACGAUGAUGAUAGCAAAGAAGAUGAUGAUGAUGAUAAUGUUCAUCUUAAUAAUAUUCAACCAAAUGAUACAACACCAUCAACAACUGCAUUAAAUAUUAAAUUUAUAUCAAAAAUGUUUUAUAAUUUUGUUAAUUAUAUAACAUCAUUUGGUCAAAAUGUUCCAGGUACACCAGAACAAUUUGUUCAAACAUGGUUUAAUUAUUUUCAUGAACGUAUUAAUGAAAAUCCAAAUUUUUGGAAAGAAGAAAAAAUAAUUCUCAACGAUUAA
This is a messenger RNA of Rotaria sordida, 588 nucleotides long. The record is from the annotation of a GenBank genome assembly. Lineage: Eukaryota; Metazoa; Rotifera; Eurotatoria; Philodinida; Philodinidae.